AACAAAAAAUCUCUCGUCAUCCCCAAACCCCCAAUUCAUAUCUGUUCCUCCAUCCCGCCAUCCCGCCAUAAUCAGUCUCACUCUCCCACUCUCCCUCCUCGCCACUCGCACGCGCACUCGCCUUUCCUUCUCCUCCAAUCCCCCGUUCAACUCACACAGUUACUUGGCAGAAAAGAGGUUGCAUAAAAUGGAGCAUCAAAUCGCCAAUCAGAGUUCUUCGAAUGAGGAAUACAGCUCUGCUGGGGGCAGCGGUGCUUUCUCAGAACGUGUGAUCGACUUCACUGGUGAAUUCACAACAAAUGAGAUUUUUAAGAGUAGAGACGAAUUGGUGGAGUGGGCUCGCGAGCGAGGACAUAGUAUUGGUUUGGUGAUUAUUAUCAAGAACUCGGAUACAGGAGGGGUUGGUAGUAAGAAACCCCGAAUAAAAUUGGGCUGUGAAAGGGGUGGCAUUUACAAAAGGAGGAUUGAUGAGAGUGUCCAGAAGAAAAGGCGUAAAAGGAGUGGUACAAAAAAGUGUGGAUGCCCAUUUCUACUGAAGGGUGUGAGCUUGGGUGACUGACGAUGAGUGGAAAUUGGAGGUUAUAUGUGGAGUUCACAACCACCAUGCUGAAAAGAGCAACGCGAGGAGGUUAUCUGAAGAGGAGAAAGCAGUGUUGGUAGAUAUGUCCAAGAGUUCAGCCAAACCCAAAGACAUAUUACGCACUAUUCAAAAGAAUGAUGGACUCAACAUCAAUGAAACAAUGAAAACAAUUUAUAAUGUCAGACAACGGUUGAAGUUGAAAGAGAAUGCUGUGAGAUCACAGAUGCAUGUAUUGCUAAAUAAGUUAUCCGAUCACAAAUAUAUUGAGUGGCAUAGGAGCUCAGAUGACAAUAGUAUGGUGAAAGAUCUGUUUUGGACUCACCCUGCUAGUGUAGAUGUCUUACGUGCAUUCCCCCAUGUCCUAAUCAUGAAUUGCAUAAGUGAGACGUAUUAUUUUCCCCUUUUAGAGAUCGUAGGGGUGACUUGUACUAAUAUAACCUUCUCAGCUGCAUUUGCUUACCUUGAUGCUAAGAAUGAAGACAAUUACAUAUGGGCUUUGAGUAGAUUGAGGGCUGUGUUGGAUGAACAUUGUCUUCCUACAGUUAUUGUCAUGGACAAAGACUUGCCUCUCAUGAGUGCCGUCCAUAGUAUUUUUCCAAGUGCCCGACAUUUGUUGUGUAAAUUACAUAUCAGCAAACAUGUGUUGGCAAAGUGUAAGGACAUGUUUGAGGGUAAAGAUCAGUUGGAUAAGUUCAUGAUGAGUUGGAAUAUGUUGGUGUUAUCGGAGACAGGGCACGAGUAUCAAAGCCGUCUGCAUGAGCUUGAUUAUUAUUUUGGUAGAUAUCCACAUGCACUUGAAUAUGUGAAGAACACUUGGUUGAACGAGUAUAAAGAGAGGUUUGUGUCUGUAUGGACAGAUACAUGUAUGCAUUAUGGCCACGCGACGUCAAAUAGGGUGGAAGGCGCAAGUGCAAAACUGAAAAAACUACUUGGCAACAGCCGAGGUAGUUUCGAAAUGUCUUGGGAAAGGAUUCACUCCUUGUUAGAGUUGCAACAUGAAGACAUCAAGGUAUCACUUGAGAAGUGUUUGGCCGUCGUCCAACACAAUUUCAUGCAUGAUGAAUUGAAGGAGUUGCGAGGUUUUGUAUCCACAUUUGCUUUGAGCACAAUUGUUUGUGAGUCGAAGAAAGCCAAUUUGGUGGGGGUGGAUUAUUCGUCAUGUGGUUGCACCAUUCGACGCACACAUGGAUUGCCCUGUGUGCAUGAGAUUGCAGAGUAUAGACAAACUCAUCGCCCCAUUCCACUUUAUUGUGUUGAUCCUUAUUGGAAGAAAUUGGAUUUGUUGUACUCCCCAAAGUUUAGUGACCACACAACUCACGUAAUUACAAAAAUGUAUAGGAUCUUAAAGCAGUGGAUGGAUAGCGAUGAGGAUGGCAGGGUAGAUAUUAGUACAAAGUUGGAGGAGAUUCUGAAUAUGGAGUCAAUCACCAAGACUACCGAGCAGCCAAGUAGAAUUGGCACGACCACUCAUUGCAAUCUUUCUACCUUUGAGUUGGCUUUGUCCUGUCAAGUAAGUCAUUCACCAGCUGACAGGGUUGCCGCAGUCACUACCACUUCCCACUCGGAGAAAACAACGAGGCAUCCACCCAAGAUGAAGGCGCUCAGGAUGUCUCCUCUCACUUCUUCUACGCUGAAAGAGCAGUUUCCUACUGCUUUGAAGCCAUAUAUUUCCUCAAUUAGGGAUUUUACAGGUGAUGGUAAUUGUGGUUAUCAAGUUAUAGCUGGAUUGAUGGGUUUUGGUGAUGACUCUUGGAGCAAGGUACGCAGAGAAUUGUUGAAUGAGUUGCGUUCUCAUCAAACACAUUAUGAGAAGCUUUUCAGUAGACAUGAUAGGGUUGACGAGCUUAUGCAUGCACUCUCAUUCUUUGAGGAUUCACCACCAUAUGAUAGGUGGUUGACCAUGCCUGAUAUGGGACACAUUAUCGCAUCAUGCUAUAAUGUAGUUGUGAUCUAUUUAUCCAUGUCAUUAUGUCUCACAUUUUUGCCAACGAGGACUGUGUCAUUGCCCUUGUUAGAGCGCCGACAUAUUGCCAUUGGUUCAGUCAGUGACGACCACUUUGUUCAGAUUUAUAUGUUUCCAGGGCAUCCAAUGCCACCUGUUUCGGAAUGUUGGCACCGAGUUUGCCUACCAGGUACUGAUGGUUGGCAAAUCCCAUACGCUGAACGUAUUCUACGAUUUAGACAGACUUUUGGUUCGGAUGUAGCUACUCAAGAGAUGCAGUCGCUCAAUAACUGUUGACAUGAUCUGAUCGAUAUUCUUUUUGGUCAGCGGUUGACACUCAAUUUUUCAUUGGUUGCUAAUACAUUGUUACAACACUCUGUGAAUAGUUAUAAGAUUGUACAGUGUUCAAGUUUUUCCUUUUUCCGA
This is a messenger RNA of Pyrus x bretschneideri (Chinese white pear), 2948 nucleotides long. RefSeq lists its product as uncharacterized. Bases 663 to 2819 code for a protein of 718 amino acids. NCBI's taxonomy places the organism in Eukaryota, Viridiplantae, Streptophyta, Magnoliopsida, Rosales, Rosaceae. The transcript has 7 exons. The record is from RefSeq and is a predicted model, not a curated record.